Pungitius pungitius (ninespine stickleback) is the source of this 1329-nucleotide messenger RNA. It is a transcript of the gene eif2b1, whose product is annotated as eukaryotic translation initiation factor 2B, subunit 1 alpha. The record is from RefSeq and is a predicted model, not a curated record. Gene Ontology annotation, biological process: translational initiation. NCBI's taxonomy places the organism in Eukaryota, Metazoa, Chordata, Actinopteri, Perciformes, Gasterosteidae. Gene Ontology annotation, cellular component: eukaryotic translation initiation factor 2B complex. The transcript is spliced from 8 exons. Bases 323 to 1303 code for a protein of 326 amino acids. Gene Ontology annotation, molecular function: translation initiation factor activity; guanyl-nucleotide exchange factor activity.
AGCGGAAAGAACGUCUACGUCAUCUCUCCGCGACACGUCAACACUCAGCCCUUCGCUUGUAACGCCGUGCAACUCGGCGAAUAGUGACGAUAAAACUUUCUACGGACUAAAGAAUAUUUUGAGGCAUCUUUUAGAAAAGUGUUUCCGACAUUGUCGAUUUAUAACUUAUUUUAUUUUUAUUUUGUAUAUCAUUUGUUUUGAACGCAGGCUGCAAGAAGUCAGCAGAUUAUUUGGCAUGUGCCAAAAUUCCCGGUGCAGAUUGAAUUCAUUUAAAUAAUCACCAUCCCCGUUAUUCGGUGUAGACACUCCCGUCGCUGCCAGGAUGAAUGAAGAAGAGCUGGUGGAGUACUUCAGGGCUCAGAUGAGGACCGACCCGGACAUGGCCUCCGCUGUGGCCGCGAUCCGCACCCUGCUGGAGUUCCUCAAGAGGGACAAAGGUGAGACCAUCCUGGGCCUGAGGGAGAGCCUGACGUCGGCCACCGACUGCCUGACCGGCGUGGACUCGUCUGUGGCCGUGUCCUCUGGAGGAGAGCUCUUCCUGCGCUUCAUAAGUCUCACGUCCCUGGAGCACGAGGAUCUGUCUCGCUGUAAGAAGGUGAUGGAGGAGAGAGGAGAACUCUUCCUUGAGAAGAUCUCGAUGUCCAGAACCAAAGUGGCAAAACUCUGUCACACCUUCAUCAAAGAUGGCGCUAAAAUCCUCACCCACUCGUACUCCCGAGUCGUCCUGCGGGUGCUGGAGAGAGCCGCCGCCGAGAAGAAACGCUUCUCCGUGUACGUGACCGAGUCGCAGCCCGACUCAGCCGGGCGUCAGAUGGCGGACGCUCUGAGAAAUCUCAAAGUCCCGGUAAUCGUCGUCCUGGACGCCGCCGUCGGGUAUGUUUUGGAGAAGGUGGACCUGGUCAUCGUGGGAGCGGAGGGAGUCGUUGAGAGCGGAGGGAUCAUCAACAAGAUCGGCACCUAUCAGACGGCCGUGUGCUCCAAAGCUCACAACAAGCCGUUCUACGUCGUGGCCGAGAGUUUCAAAUUCGUCCGCCUAUACCCGCUCAACCAGCAGGACGUCCCCGACAGGUUCAAGGUGAGCAUCUCCCCGCCGGGGCGUUGUUGUUGUUGUUGUUUUCUUUACGAGCUUCUCUCUCUCUCCCUGCAGUACAAGGCGGACACGCUGAAGAACAAGGCCAACCUGUCAGAGGAGCAUCCCAUGAUCGACUACACGCCCCCGUCCCUCAUCACCCUCCUCUUCACCGACCUGGGGGUCCUCACCCCCUCGGCCGUCAGCGACGAGCUCAUCAAGCUCUAUUUAUAACUCAAUAAACGUCUCUUACGGGGAAA